AUGGGUCUUACAGGAACCAUUGCUCCACACGUGGGUAACCUAUCGUUCCUCUCUCAUUUAUCCUCUGAAAACAACAAUUUUCAUGGCUCUCUGCCCAACGAGUUGGCUUCUUUGCGUCGAUUGGAAGUUGUCAGCUUUGGAUCGAACUCCUUUUCUGGAGUGUUACCAUCAUGGUUAUGGUUCUUCCCUAAACUUCGAGAGUUGUAUGCUUGUAGCAACCGGUUUAAUGGUACCAUCGCACAAGACGGUGAUCACCACAACAAUGAUGAAGGUGAUGACGUCAAUAACCCAAUCCUCACUAGGGCUGAGUUUCUUGAUUUUCAUGAUGAAAAUCAACAGUUUCAUGAAUCAACCCAACAGACUCUGGAUCAGAUUCAAGAAGUGCUUGCCACCCUGCUUAACCAAAACCCUAAUCGUGAUGACAAAGAGCGACGUGAUAACCGAGUGCGUGGCUCUCCCCAUCGCAGUCCAAAUCGGAACAGGCAACAAGACUACAACGAAGAGAACAGUGAGGACGAGGAAUAUGUAGAGAGAGUCCUUGGGAAUCAUCGUGGUCCUGCAAGGGAUAAUGGUCGAGAUUAUCAGGAGCAGAGAGACUAUCGGAUGAAAGUAGAGUUACCAUCCUUUAAUGGUAAUGUCUCCAUUGAAGAGUAUCUGGAUUGGGUUAGUGAGGUGGAGAAUUUUUUCAAUUAUAUAGGUACUGCAGAUGACAAAUAG
Quercus lobata is the source of this 717-nucleotide messenger RNA. RefSeq names its product piriformospora indica-insensitive protein 2-like. Bases 1 to 717 code for a protein of 238 amino acids. NCBI's taxonomy places the organism in Eukaryota, Viridiplantae, Streptophyta, Magnoliopsida, Fagales, Fagaceae. The record is from RefSeq and is a predicted model, not a curated record. The transcript has 2 exons.